UAGAGCACCUGCCGGAGCGCUGCCUGGGGAGCCGAGCGCGAGGAACGCGGGGUGCGGGGCAGCUCCUCGCCAUAACGGCGGACAGCCGGGAGCUGUCCCUCCCUCCCUGCCCGGCCCUGGGGAAGGCAGAGCACGGAUCCAACUUCUGCGGGAGUUUUGCAAUUCGGGAAAUUUGUGCCAAAUGCGUUGCAGCGUGAGCGGGGGAAGAUGCUGGGAAGGGCGAAGGGUUAUACAAGAGGCUUUGAGGAGAGGCACAGAGCCCGGUGGGACAGCGGCCCUAGGACCGAGACCUGUCCCUGUCUCUGCCUGUAUUCCUGCCCCUAUCCCACAACAGGGGAUCACGAGGAUCUGCUGAGGAGUCCUUACUUCGCCGGUAGUGGGAGAGGAAAGAAAAGGUUCCCCUGAUCUCUGGUUGCCCUCUUCUAAUACAGGCUAGCAUUAGGCUGCAUCUGGUGUGAGCCUCCCCUUUAUCCCUAGAUGUUGUCAGGUUGUAUCAGCGUGAUCUGCUCUGGAUGGGACUCUCUGAGGACAGGGUGCGAGAGCAAGCUCUGUUUUUAUGGCUGGUGUGGCUCUUGGACGCAGAGACAGAGGGGAUUUACCAGCACAUGGCUGGGGCGUGUGCACACAGGUGCCCCAUCACCUGCGCGGCCAAAGGGACAUGCUCCUUGCAGAGCAGCUGGCCUGGAGCAGGGUAGCAUGGCAGUGCCAGUGCUGGUUCUUCAGGAACAGGGCAGGCCCCAUGGCUGGAGUUUUGAGGAGUAAGUUCAGAAGUAGUCUGCAUCCCACGGCUGUGGCUCUGUGUCUUUCUUACUUGACCCCACUCUGCUUGGCAGACUCCAGCUGCCCACUAUUCCAUCCAAAAGAGGGAAGCUGCAGAGCCAGGGGUUUGCUGUGCCAGGGUUUAACGGGAAGAGACCUAAUGAGAGGGGGCUGCAGCAGGGGAUCUGCCCCAUAGGGGAUAAUGUGUAGAGAAGGAGUAAUGCACUUUAGAGAAGCUGACUGAGCAGGUGGCUAAAGGAGAUAGGAGCACCAGAAUUGGAGAGGCUUCCAUAGAUAUGUGAUACUGUUGUCCAUAUCAGACAGAGCUAAAUGGUCAGCAAGACAAAAGGGACACAAAGUUUAGGCCUUGUUUUCAAAUUUUUUUUAGGAAAUUCACUGAGACAAAGGUCAGCGCUCUUCUCUGGUGCGUUUCAACUGGUGGCCAAUUGUAGCUGAGGGAAACCAGUGGAGCGGGAUGCGUGUCUCUUGUUAAUCCCUUUGUGCUGCUGAGAACCUGAAUUGUCAUCUUUCCCCCCCCUCAGGUGAGAAGCUGAGGAGAGAAAUAAGCUUUACGUACUGGCAUUAAGGCCGGCGAGCUCAGGCAUCGUAAGGACCGUCAGGGAAACAAAUUUGGGACCAUCCAGGCUGUUCGAGGAAGGCUUUCCAUCGACACCGGUGCAGUGGAAAAGAGACAGGUGGCAGAGAGUGCCCAUUGCGGUGUGUCUCAGGCACACACAGCGCCAACAAUAUGCCGAAGCAGGUAGAAGUGCGGAUGCAUGAAAGUCAUUUGAGUCCAGUGGAGCACAGAUCUGGGAACAUAUGUGUGCAAUUCUUCAAGUCGCUCCGCAGGAAUCUGCUCCUGACUCUUACUGUAUUUGGUGUCAUCCUGGGUGCAUUAUGUGGGGGUCUUCUUCGUCUAGCAACGCCUAUUGACCCUGACAUCAUCAUGUUAAUAGCCUUCCCAGGAGAUAUACUUAUGAGGAUGCUAAAAAUGUUGAUCCUCCCUUUAAUUAUCUCCAGUUUAAUCACAGGACUGUCUGGUUUAGAUGCUAAAGCAAGUGGCCGAUUGGGAACGAGAGCCAUGGUCUACUACAUGUCCACCACUAUUAUUGCUGCCGUGCUGGGUGUGAUUCUGGUUUUAGCUAUCCAUCCAGGAAAUCCAAAACUCAAGAAACAGCUUGGUCAAGGGAAGAAGAAUGAUGAAGUAUCUAGUCUGGAUGCUUUCUUGGAUCUGAUCCGAAACCUGUUCCCUGAAAAUCUAGUCCAAGCAUGUUUUCAGCAGAUCCAAACUGUCACCAAGAAAGUGCUGGUGCCACCACCCAUUGAAGAGCCGCCUAAUGUUACUGACUCUGCUUUUGCUCUGAUGAAUGAGACAGUGCGUGAAGCACCACCAGAAGCCCAGCUAGUCAUUAAGAAAGGACUCGAAUUUAAGGAUGGCAUGAACGUCCUGGGUUUAAUAGGAUUCUUUAUUGCUUUUGGCAUUGCUAUGGGGAAAAUGGGAGAACAAGCCAAGAUGAUGGUGGAUUUCUUCAAUAUCCUGAAUGAGAUCGUAAUGAAGUUAGUAACUAUGAUUAUGUGGUAUUCCCCUUUGGGCAUUGCUUGUCUCAUCUGUGGAAAAAUCAUUGCAAUCAAGGACCUUGAAGUAGUUGCUAGACAACUUGGCAUGUACAUGGUAACUGUGAUUGUGGGCCUUGUCAUCCAUGGAGGAAUCUUCCUGCCUCUGCUUUACUUUGUGAUAACGAGGAAAAGCCCCUUUUCAUUCCUUGCUGGGAUUUUCCAGGCGUGGAUCACAGCACUAGGCACAGCUUCCAGUGCUGGAACAUUACCUGUCACAUUCCGCUGUCUUGAGGAAAACCUAGGCAUUGAUAAGCGUGUAACGAGGUUUGUUCUUCCUGUUGGAGCAACUAUUAACAUGGAUGGAACUGCCCUUUAUGAAGCUGUGGCUGCCAUUUUCAUAGCACAGAUGAACGGAAUUGAGCUGGAUGGAGGCCAGAUAGUUACUGUGAGUUUGACUGCCACUCUUGCAAGUGUUGGAGCUGCCAGUAUUCCCAGUGCUGGACUCGUCACUAUGCUUCUCAUCCUGACUGCAGUGGGUCUCCCUACCCAGGACAUCAGUUUGCUUGUUGCUGUUGACUGGCUAUUGGACCGGAUGAGAACAUCAGUCAAUGUAGUGGGGGAUUCUUUUGGUGCUGGCAUCGUCUACCACCUUUCCAAGGCAGAACUUGACAGCAUUGAUUCUCAUCAUAAAGAGCACGAAGACAUUGAAAUGACCAAGACUCAGUCUAUCUAUGACGACAUGAAAAAUCAUAGGGAAAACAACUCAAACCAGUGUGUUUUUGCAGCUCACAACUCAGUCAUAGUAGAUGAGUGCAAGGUAACACUGGCAACCAAUGGCAAAUCCGCAGACAUCAGUGUUGAAGAAGAGCCUUGGAAACGUGAAAACUAAGGGAAGAGAUUCCCAGCUCCAUCUUUAAUAAAUCCUGAAGCUUUCUUCUGGUAAAAGAUAUCACGAUCAAGGAAGAUUUUUUUUUUCUCUCUCUCUCUCUCUUUUUUUUUUUUUAACAUCUACAGUUUCUGCUUAAUUUCUUAACUGACACUUAGCAAAGAUCUCAUAUAGUCAAUGUAGUGUCUUUGCCAAACAGUGAUCCAUAACCAUCUGUCUCCCUUGUGUUACUGUUUGGACAAUGCAGCUGAAGAAUACUCCAUGCAGUGUGAUGUGUUCUCACCUGCCUUCCUGUUCAUUCAAGACGCAGAGAAUGUAAAUGCUGCAAAAUGGAAAGAUCAUAAUGCCAGUACGGCUCACUAAAGGGACUCAGGGUCACAAAUAGUUACAGAAAAAUAUAACUUCAUGCAAGCCUUCUAGUGAUUCAGUGACUCUUGUGGCAUAAUUGAUCUAGUUAGCACUGUAUGGCUGAAACAGCUUUUGAAAGUGUCCAUAAAGUUUUCUAUUUGUUACAAUAAUAAUAAGCUCCUGACAUGGGAAGCACUGAAUUUUUGUGCCUAGUUGUACUUCAAACAGAACUGAGAUCCAGGGGCAAGAUUACUAUGUGGAAGUCAAUAAAUGAUCCCGGACUUUUUGUUAGACUAGUACAAUUAAUAUUUGGCAUUAAGACCUUAGAUUUGCAUGUGCAUGCGAUGUAUUUUUAUCAGCUGUCCAGGGCAGAUGCCACCCCCAUUUUAUUAGGUCACAUUUUAUUGUGACCGCAGUGCAUCACGUAACACAAGGCAGUAUUAUUGCAGGGGUGAUCAUUCCUAAAUCCAUGCCAAUUGUACAAAACAUAGAGCACCAUGGGCUCAAUUAUGUCAUUCUUAAUCAAAGUAGGUAGCACCUUAUUAUUCACCCUAUUUCACUGAUGUCAGAGGGAGUCUUCAUGAGGAAGGGGCUACUCAAAUAAGAUACUACUGAAUGUGAGCAAGGAUGUCAUGACUGGGUACUUGAUAAUGCUCUGUAAGUAAAUUCUGAGUAUAUUACACUAAGAAAUUGGGAAGUUUUGAAUGUAACCAUCAGUGGCAUGAAGUGUCUUCCAAGCAUGCCAUAUGUCACAGAAUGACUAAAUCCUGAAAUUACUAGUAAGCCAAAUUCCUGGUUAAGGUUACUAGAAUUUGGCCAGGAUUUGGACUGAUGAAGAAUAAGCUAAAGUUAUAGGAUUUAGACCAAUGCAUUGAAUAUAUCCUUCUGUCUUUCUCUCCUUUGCAGAGUAAUGAUUCAUAUAAAUCUCUUGUCAGAAAAGUUUCUAAGAGUACAUGGCAUCUGCAUUAGAAAGAUGGUGUUUUGUUAACGUACUAUAGCUUAUUCAUCCUAUCAGAAGAAAUUGCAGUUGCAAUAAUCGCCUUGUGUUUUUAAAGGUGCUUGUUAAUACUUUGCAAUUUUGAGACUCUGGUGAAUGCCUCUCUACUACUAACGAUGUUCUAUAGCAAAUCUGAGCCAGGUGGACCCUGUGAGGCUGUACCCACAGAGUGGGCCCUGUGCAGGGUCUGGGGGAACUCUCAGGGGUUCUCAGGAAUGGUGAGCUUAGAAAUGGCAGAGAAAAGAGCUAAAACAUUUAGAGACAUGGGCAAUUCAGCAUCUGUGCUCAAGACCUGUUGUAGGUCUAAGCAGAAGUUGUGUGUUUAACUGUGGACUGUAUUUGGCUCUAUAGAAGCUAUUAGAAUAUAAAUAUAAUGUGCUUUUCCUCCUCUGCAUUCAUAUAAAGACCUCUGAAAAAGCUGCACACGCUCUUAAUUAUGUGCAAGUCGAAGUUCACUGUCAGAGCACCCCUUGUCAUGCUUUCAUUGGUGUGGAAUAUUUUUUUGUCCUUGUAUUUUGUUCUCACAACUCAUCACAAUGAUCCUAAGCAAGUCAGCUUGAAUAAUCUAGCAAGUAUAGAACCACUGUGAAUUCUGUAGGCCUUUAAUAUGUAUCAGAGGUGGAUACCUUUUCUACAGGUCUUGUGAAUCAUCUUAAGGAUGAUUUGUGAUGUACAGAACAGUAGAAUAUCCAGAGAAGUGGUAGGCAGGUGGUCUUUUUUCUUUGGUCACUGAUAUCAAAAUAACCAGAACUAACCUUCAGUUGCUGCUUCUCUGAAUACGUAAGAGAACCAAUGCGAAUACUUUAAGAAAGUGCAUUUGUGAUGGCAAGGGUAGGAAGCAGGAGGUCACUGACUUUGCUCUGUUUGUGUUGAACAGAAUGUCUGGGUAUUAAGAUUAUCUCGGGAUUGGGGCCCUAGUCUGCAGGUGAAAACAACGUUACUUGCGGAUUAAGUGCCGGAGAUGUGCCUGGGGAGGCUGCAGGUGCCCCAAAGCCUUCCCUCCUCUGAGGGUGCAGGCUUGUGCUGUGAGCAGCUUGCUGACACUGGAGCGCCGGGCCUGCCUGAGAGCAAGACGCCGUAUUUGUGGCUGGUUAGGGCAGUGGUGAACAAGGGGCAGCACCUGGCAGCCCGGCUCGGAUGCCUGCUCACCAGCCUGAAGAGCAGCCACAGCAACCACAGGUCUUGUGAGUGAAUUUGGAAAACCAGUCCGUAGACUUCUAGCUGUAUUUUGAAAGUGUUCAGUGGUUGGAAAUGAAAAGGGAUGCCAGCAAUGUGUGACUGGGCAGCUCCUCAAAAUUGCAUAUUGAGAAACACUUACAAUGUGCUUACGCAUAUCCGCUUGGGACGUGCUGUCUUUUGAAGAAUGGUUCUUCGGAUGGAGACUAGGGGAGGAAGGAAUGAGACGUUAGAGAAACUCCACCCACACAGGGGAAAAUAAAUGUGGGCCUUUUGACGGGACUGGAAUAGCAGGCUGUGAUUUUAAAAUAGUGAUUCUAUAGAUACAGUAACUCAGGGAUGUUUCAAGAAAUAAUUGCAAUCGCAUUUCUCCACUUAAAUGUGGAUGUGGGAGAAGGAGAAAUGUUGUUUUUGGUAAACCUCUCUGCUUUUACCCUGGCUGAAUAUUUAAUAUAGUGUUACUCCAGCACAGCACUGUAUUUAACCAUCAAAAGCUUUCCAUUUUGCUGGGAAAAUGUAACUCACUCUUGGCUUGCAUUUCUCGAUUUGCUCAUUCCACAUGAGGCUGGGUUGCUACUUAACUAAAUAAACAGAAACUAACCCAGGGACUGGCCACUUCAGCUAAUGCAAGUUCACAUUUCAGCAGGCAGGGCUGACCACUGACCAUUCUCUUUUUAGUUUCACUAGAAGGUGUUGAUGAAUGCAUUUGCAUGUGGCAAACAUUUUGUGUUUGUUUCCAGGGCUGGGGUAGCAAUGUUAAAAGAAGAACACAGUAGAAAGUGAUUAGCGUUCCAUGCAGCUCCUGGAGAAAUUAACAUUUCUUUCCAAUGCUCACCCUGCAUGCUUCUCUGUCAGCUCCUUGUUGUCUGUGCAGCUGAUACCUUUUGCCCUCUGCAUUGCUGACAGUGCACUGGCACAUGGAGAAGUCUAAACCAGGUGAAGAGUCAGUUAAUUGCAUGCUUAAUUACACACUUAUUUUGUGCAUUCACUGCUGAAGCUAAGUCAGCAUUCUCUUUAUAUCCAUUCACUGAAACUAAAGCACACCACACGUUAAAGCUAAAAAAAAAUGGAACUCUUUCCUUCGGUUUUUUUUCUUCAUUUCUUCCCUUAGAAAACAAAGGCUGCACCAGCACUGUGAGAAACACGUGGCUCUUACACAUGUGCUUUAGAUAGGUAGGGCACAAGCCAUGUGAGCCAUGAUGUGAAGUGUGCUUCUUCCAUUUGAAUCAGUGAGAAACUCGUUACGUCUUUGAAAAACUAUGCUUGCUGUAGUAAAACCUGUGCCGGCAAUGUUCUGGCUGCGUGAAAGUUCCACUGAAAUCCAGGGGAAUCACGGGCUUCCAGGAAAGGUCAAGUCUCUUCCUGUCUCUGCUAAGUACUAAGGGAUUUCACAAUCCCAUCAGAGGCAACAGUCUUUGUCUGCUGCUUAAGAUGAAGGUGAUUCUCGGUUCUCAAAGUUUUUGUUAAGAUGCUUGUUUUUUUCCUAAUUAUCCUACAAGUCCAGCAUUGAGUUUAAAACUCAGCACACAAAUAAGGAUUACUGUCAUUAAGGUGGGUUUUUUUUCUGUUCUUUCCUCGACAUACUGCUAAUUUUCAUUUCUUUCUCAAAGCACAUGGAAUUCCACGUGCUACUUUAAAAGGCACCUGGAAGUAAAACUGGUACGGAUUUCUGAUUUGUUUUCCAGCACUGCCAGUGCCAUUACAGUUCUGGUAGCUGAUACACAAAAGAACCGACUGUUCAUAGGAGAAACCGCAGCAGCAGUGUUUGAACAAAUUUGUUCUGGCAACUGUCUGGGUUGUCUUUGUUUCCUCGCCUUCUCUUGUGUUGUUGCAGCCUUGUUGUAGCAACACAGCAGCAAUCGCACAAAUCCCCCCAAACACAGGCAGUAUUAAAUCUUACCUCUGAGAUUCACUUCUGUAAAUAAGUUUCAAAAGGCUCUGAGCUUUAGUACCAGGCUCAGAAAAAUCCUUUUGUGGAGACAUAAGGUGUAACUGUUUCUCAUUUCAGUAGCUCCAUUAGUCUAUUCUUAUUGCUGCAUUUGGAUUAAUUUACAGAAGGCUAAAUAAGGGCACUUUAUAAAAAUGUACUGUAAUAUUAGUCUGUUAUGAGCCAGAGAUUACCCUCAAUUUUAUUACUGUGACUUGUAAGGACCCCAUUAAGAUAUUUUUCAUAUUAAUCAUAGUACUGGUGUAGCUCACCUUGGCUGUUGUGCUUUCUUCCCUGCAUAGGACUGCGUGGGCAGUCCUGCUCCUGCUAGAAAACACUCUCUGAAUGAAGAGUGAUUUUCUUUUCUCCAAUCAUAUUGAUGAUUUUGAGGGAAAAAUAUUUACCCAAUUUCCAUUGGCUGAAUAACUGGAAAUAGAGGAUGGCAUAGAGUACUGGGGAGGAAAGGAAUUACAGUGCAGAAGUGUCAAAAGGACAGUUCAUCUUUACCACCUUAUUUUUAAGUGACAUGUGCUAGUUCAAAAUUUACCUAUAAUGCUGUAUUAAGUCCAUUUUCCUUUGAAAGUCAUUGAUCUUACCUCCCCACAGACAGCUUUCAGUAAGCCUCAGAAAAGCACAGGCUCCAGUUCUGCAUGCCUAUGGCAGGACUCACUGCUUUAUGCUGUACAAGGAGUGCCUCCCUCAUUUUUUCCUUCUAAUUAUAUCUGAUAUUAAAUUGAAGUCUGCUGCUAUGAAUGAGCUGAACUGCUCAUAGCUGAACAGCCCAGGUGCUGAUGAUUCCCUUUCUCUUAUGAAUGGGCUCCCUGGCACAGGGCUCUGUGCUCUCCCUUGGCUGUGCCCACCAUCCCAGCAAUAUCUCCCCUUGGCUGGGGGAGGCUUGGUGGCUUCCCAUUACUGAAUCAGUACAAAUGCUGAUGGGUAAGGUGGUUGUGCUUUUGCAGCUAGAGUUCUUACAGAAAACCCAUACUCUGAACAUGAAAAAAUCCUAGAGCAUAAGACUGAGUCACUGAGUAGGUCUCUACUAGCCCAAGAUGGAAACAGCCAACAAACUAACACUGGAUUGGGAGAAGCAGGAAGACUUGUGAGAUUUCUUGCUUCGCCCAAACCUUAAUCCGCUUUCAUCUCUAUCGGUGUUUUGCUACGGAGCCAAUGCUGCUGGAUGCUGCAGCAUCCAAUCCUUCUAGUAUGAUUGUUCAAAAUUCAGGAGCCCUGCAAUUGUUUUUAAUGACACUUUGUGGCAUACACCACUACAUGAAGGGAAACUGUCAUAGACAGCAUCGCACAACCUGGAUUGUCUGGUACCUGUAUAUCGUUAUGUACAUAAAUAGGGUAGCGUGCAGGGAUUUUUCUAUCUUUCUUUUCUAUUUCUUUUCUACAGUUUUUAAAAGACUGUGUGCAAACUGUGUUUACAAAUUGAUUUUGCAGUCGCUAUUGUGGAUUGUGGCAUGUCCAUUUUGGUGUUAUGCAUGGGCUUGUGAGUCCUUGUGCACUACAGGUUGUCCUUCCUUCUUAAAGACAAUUGCAUACAUUCCUACCCAACAUAUCCUGCCCCUUUCUUAAAUAUAGCCCAUUUCCUAUGAUCCGGUGUGAACUGUAGCUUCUAGAAUGCAUGAGAAAAAGCUGCAUAUGUAUUUAUAUUGUUAAAUACACUAUACUCAGUACUGAUUCAGUUAUUAAUAUAGGCUUUAGGGGUUUGUACUUGUUCUCUGGAAACUACAGUGUAGACUGAACUAAAUUACCUAGUAUCUGUAAUUUACAGACUCUAAUAUUUUCUUAUAUUUUCUAUAUGACCUUGUAUGAUAGAUAGGAAGGUAGUCCUUUAAAGCUGAUCUUAGAACAAAACCAGUUUUCUCAUAACAUUUAGGAUCAAUGAAAUACUUCUGUGAUAUGCUUAGUGAUGAAUUAUAAACAAAGCACAAAAUGCAAGAAGCAAAUAGGAAUUUCAAGAUGUCCUCAAAUGCUGCAGUUCAUUAUGGAACAAUGUUAUAAUAACCUGAACAAUCUUUUAGAUUGACUGUCUUGGGCAAUCGCCCCUCAUUUUUGUCAUUUUUCCUGGUGUUACCUUUGCCAAAUCCUGCAGAUUUUUCUUAGGACCUGAUCAUGUAUAACUGACUGACUCAUACUACUGAUUAAAGAAAAUUGUACAUCUGGGUAGGCAAAAAAUAGGUACCCAGUCCAUCGUGCAACAGUGCAAUGUACAUGAGUUCAGCCUGCAGAAAGACUUCAUGACUUGGCCACCUAUGUUUGCCUUCUUGAAAGGGGACCAACAAAACCACCAUGGGACCAAUGCAAUUGGGUAGCAUCCAUAGAAAUACCUCCUGCUUUCUUAUGUCUUUAAAGAGAUCAGACACUAUAUUUUUUGACUAGGACAAGUGGAAAUUUCUCCUCUUUUACUGCUCUCUGUUCCCGUUAGACAAAUUCCUGUUGGCGUUUAAGGCCGUGGCUACAAUUAUUUUUAUUUACAGAACAAAGAACUGUUUGGAGUGGAAUUAAAAUAUACAUAUAUAUAUAAGUAUUAAUAACAAUUGUAUCACGUGUAGUUUUCUUUAUGGCCAGCUAGCUCCUUGAUUCAAAGCAAAACAUUGAGAAGCAAAUACUACUGUCCCAGUGUAACUGAUACUUGCUAUCUCUCCACUUAUUCAGAACUCUGUGGGGCCGUCUUAUUCUGCUGAGGUUUUGGAGGCUAAAUUUCUAGUAGAUAGUCAUGUAGGAAGAUGUGUUGAUGUACCCUUGUAUUAUAAUCUUUCUUGUACUUUAGAUCACUUGUACCAGGUAUUAAUAAGAACUGCAGGUAGAAUAGUUCAAAUAGCUGUAAAACCUUAUUGUUACCAGUUCUGACAUUUUGUUGAAGCAUGAUGUCCAGUGCCUCUCUGCACUUAGUGUAGAUAAUGUAGCUAUCAAUGUGUAAUUUCAGUGAAAUGGUGUGUACAGUAUGGGUAGUGGUGCAUUAAUUUAAUUUAAUUGGUCAUUGUGUACUGAGCCAUCGUAGGAAAUUAGGCUGACUUUCAAAAUUCUGUUCUACUUUUGGGUUUUGUUCUUUUGUCUGGCAUUUUCCUUCUGGCCAUUUAACUGAGUCGGUUUCAUAGCUUAGUAGCUGCUUUAUCAGUUGAUUAUGGACUAUUCUGUUCUGAUAACAUUCAGAAUAACGUAUGCAGCCAACUUAUUGUAAAUAUCUUGUUCUAGUUUUCAGCUCUCUGACUGGCAUGGUACAUGUCAGUACCUGCAUGUGUGUGUUUCCCUGGUAGUGAGAGAAAGUGAUGCCAGCAUCAAUGUGCUGGCUCAUGAGUGCACUUGUUAUGACACUAAGAACUAAUGCACACAUGGAGUGAUUCGUUUUUUUGUUCCUUCUUGUUUGCUUGACAUGUUGGGACUCUAGCACCAGAAGUUCAGUAAGCCACUGUUUAAAUUAGCACAAUGAGCAAGGGGAAAAUCAAUUUUUCCUGCUAGGUGCCCUCUCUGCUAUUUGUGCAGUGUGUGACUCAUGGGCAGGGAUCCACUGCUUUUGACAUUGUUUGAAAAGGAUAUUGAUAGGAAAAUAUGCUAGAAAAUACUGCUGGAAAUAAGUGCAGAGCUAAGUGCUUCUUGAACCACUGUGGUUGAAGUCCAGGGGACUGUUUUUUACAAGAAGUAGGUCUGAUCCUACAGCAGACGUGAACUGUGUAUUCAGUGGCAAAAUUCUUCAGAACUAAGAGCUAUGAUUGAGAUCUGUAAGAAAGUGACUUUUCUGGGGCGGAAGCUGAAGGUGGUUCUGAAAGAGUUUGGGUGGGAAGGCAAACAAAAGCUGGUUCAUGCCCAAGGUACCUGAGUCUGGUUCUCAUAAAUAUGUUCUUGCCCCAUUAAGUGGAAAGUGAUCAAAAUCAAGUCCCAAAGCACAGGAAGUAUCCUUGGUGAGUCCUCCUACGGUGUUUCAGUGUGAAUCACAACGUAUGGGACGGCACACUGCCUGCUCCUGCUGCUGAUACCCUUUGCCUCCUCUUAAAAGUGGAGGAGAGUCACGAGAUGGAAUAUUUUCAUAUGUUUCACCUGAAAGGAAUAAAAAGCAAUAGGAAUGGGAUUGGUUCUUUUUGUUUCUCUCAAGAAGUUCCCCAGAUUUUGAAACAUACUGUACAGUAACUAUAGCACACUUUAUUAACUAAUGAAUGCAGAUGAUAAAAUUUCUCCCAACUCCGGGCUCUGUUCUUGUAUAUUGUAGCUGGAAUGCUUUGUAGACUAAUUCUAUUUUUGUAGUUCAGACCUUUACAGUUAUCUGUAGUCAUUUGGUUUUAAUGCUUUCUUACGGUGUGAACUGAUUUCUGUAACUUUCAUGUAUAAAACAAACUGGACAUUCUUUCUAUACUGGAAAUAGUCGCGAAUAUAAUAUUUCACUAAGUGUUGUACCUCUUCUGUAUAUAUCAUCAAUAAAUGUUGAUUCCUAA
Messenger RNA from Lagopus leucura (white-tailed ptarmigan), 12083 nucleotides. It is a transcript of the gene SLC1A2, whose product is annotated as solute carrier family 1 member 2. The coding region runs from base 1508 to 3205 and encodes 565 amino acids. The record is from RefSeq and is a predicted model, not a curated record. Gene Ontology annotation, biological process: L-glutamate transmembrane transport. NCBI's taxonomy places the organism in Eukaryota, Metazoa, Chordata, Aves, Galliformes, Phasianidae. The transcript is spliced from 11 exons. Gene Ontology annotation, molecular function: L-glutamate transmembrane transporter activity; glutamate:sodium symporter activity; neutral L-amino acid transmembrane transporter activity. Gene Ontology annotation, cellular component: plasma membrane.